Molecule: messenger RNA, 1329 nt
Organism: Hyposmocoma kahamanoa
Lineage: Eukaryota; Metazoa; Arthropoda; Insecta; Lepidoptera; Cosmopterigidae
Product: leucine-rich repeat-containing protein 23-like
Exons: 4
Coding region: 35-1108 (357 amino acids)
Molecular function (GO): protein binding
Source: RefSeq, a predicted model, not a curated record
AACUUAACCGUUUACAGCGGAUGAUUUGCAGUUCAUGUUGAAAUCACAUUUUAACUUGAAGAAAGAUGAGACGGAGGAAGCUGAGUCAGAAGAAGAGCCCGUGACCGAGGCAAUCGUGGAGGAGGAGAAAAUGGUCAUUGAUAUAUCCGAAGAAAGGAUUCUAAAAAAAUCCGAAGUCAGCAUAAGAUUGAGUUGGUUGGGAAAAACGGCUGAAGGGGACGGGUAUACUUACCUAAAAGCUACAAUUACGUGGAUGAAACUAACGAACAUAGAGGCAAUCACUUGCUUCAAACAUCUACAAUUUGUCGAUGUUUCCAAUAACAACCUCAAUAUACAGAGACUGCAGCCCGUCACCGAACUACCGUUUUUAAUUCUUCUUCAAGCUGAUAAUAACGAAUUAUACACAGCUGCUUUAAAAACUUGCAAAUACCUCCAAGUGCUCAUUUUAAACUAUAAUCAAUUGACAACAGUCAAGCACGUGUUUCAACCACAGUUGUCUACGUUAGAAGUCGGUUACAACCAAAUAAAUGAAAUAGUUGUAAACAAAAUGCCCCAUUUAAGAUGCAUCGACUUCCGAUACAAUGUGAUUCGUGAGUUACCGCUUGCGAUGGAUUUCCCGAAACUGGACAGUUUGUAUUUAGCGGGAAACAAGAUCAAAAGUCUGUUGGGAAUUGAGACGUUGACGAAUUUGAGAAUAUUGCAUGUGCGUAACAAUCCGAUAAAGUACCUGAACGGCUUCGUCCCCGAAUUAGUUAAAUUGCAAUAUUUGAACUUGCGGAACUGCAAAGUUGCAACGCUGAGGCAAGUCAAGAAACUGCGGAUGUUGCCAGCCCUAGAAGUACUCAUACUGAAAGGGACUCCGUAUCUAGGAGGGCCGGGUAAAGAAAGCGCAGAGGCCGCCGUCGAGGAAGAAGAUCCUGAAAUCAGAGUUGAGGUGCUGGCUGCGUUGCCAAAGCUCAAGCGUUUUAACAAAACCGAAUAUUCGCCGGAAGAAAGGCAAGAAGCAAAGGAACUUAUGAAUCAAUGGCAAGAAGAAGGUGAAAAGGAUGAAGAGGACGAUGAAGACGUUGCCGAGGAACUUGGGGAAGAAAUGCGUCCCAAUGAAUAGUCAUAAAUAUUCAAUUGUUAUUAUCAUAUUAAGUAAUGUUUACAUGUCAUUGCAAGUCAUCUGAAGCUUAAAUCAUUACAAUUAUACACUAGUUUGCUUAGAUUUAACUUAGUUUUAAUAGAUUCAACUUAGUUUUAAUACUCUAGUUUUUAUUUAUUUUAGUGUUGCUUAAUAGGGAUUAGAUUAGACACUUGCAUAGGGUUAUUCAGUAAAGAGGAUAU